AAAGAACCAAUAAAUGGACCCAGAUUAGUAUUGCUCUCUCUCUCUCCUGCACCAAAUUUCUCAUAUUGUGUUUCUCUGACUGAAUCCUAAUGGGACUAGAUUAAGAAUAUGUGAUCCACCAAGUUCUAUAUCUGACCCUGUCGUAACAUCGUGUGCUGCAUUUUUAAAUGGCAACUUCACCAAUACAGUUGGCUGUGCAUUCACGUUUGUUGAGCUAUGGAAGUACUGAGUCAACCAAGUUUGUUCCUGCACCUCCAGGUAACCGUGGAAAAAUAGUAUGCAGUCUAAGGAAGCUGGAAUUGGAAGACGUGAAUUUCUCUGGCAUACGUCGAAAAAAUGAUGAAGAAGUUUCUAUGAAAACACAUCGACUAAAAGCUCUAUCAGCAUCGGGAAUUUCACUUGUUCCAACUGUAAAAAGGGUUCCCACUUACCUUUUCAGGACAGAUAUUGGUGGUCAAGUGAAAGUCUUCGUGGAAAAGACAAAUGGAAAGUACGAAGUGCUUGUAGAAGUUUUCCCAUUGGAGCUCUCAGAUGCUCAUGCCAAGCUGGUUAUGGUGUGGGGCCUAUUUAGAUCUGAUGCUUCAUGCUUUAUGCCUCUAGAUCUAAACAGACGUGGAGCAGAUGGAAAAAGUAGUACUGUUGAAACACCAUUUGUGCAAGGACCUUCAGGAAAGGUUGCCGUUGAGCUGGAUUUUGAAGCAACUUUAGCCCCCUUCUAUAUCUCCUUCUAUAUGAAGUCACAACUAGUUUCUGACAUGCAAAGCUCAGAAAUCAGAAGCCACAGGAACACAAAUUUUGUUGUACCAGUUGGUCUCAGUUCAGGGCAUCCUGCUCCAUUGGGUAUUUCCUUUCAGCCAGAUGGAUCCAUGAAUUUCGCUCUCUUCUCACACAGUGCAAAAAGUGUAGUUUUAUGCUUGUAUGAUGACAUAUCAGUUGAAAAGCCUUCUUUAGAGAUUGAUCUAGAUCCUUAUAUCAAUCGAUCAGGUGAUAUUUGGCAUGCUGCUUUAGAUUGUUCUUUGCCAUUUAAGACUUAUGGUUAUAGAUGCAAGGCGGCUACUUCUGGGAAGGGGGAGCUGGUUCUUUUGGACCCAUAUGCUAAGGUUAUAAGGAGUGUUAUUCCUCGUCAGGGUGGGUCUGAGAUACAUCCAAAAUAUCUUGGAGAACUAUGCCAGGAACCUGGCUAUGAUUGGAGCGGUGAUGUCCCUCCUAGCUUACCUUUGGAGAAAUUAAUAAUUUACCGCUUAAAUGUGACUCAAUUUACAAAGGACAAGUCCAGUAAGUUGCCUGAUGACCUUGCUGGAACUUUCUCUGGCAUUAGCGAAAAAUGGCACCAUUUCAAAGAUCUUGGUGUAAAUGCAAUGUUACUGGAGCCAAUUUUCCCUUUCGAUGAACAGAAAGGACCCUAUUUUCCACGGCAUUUCUUUUCACCUGGAAAUAUGUAUGGACCUUCUGGUGACCCUCUUUCUGUCAUUAAAUCUAUGAAGGAUAUGGUUAAGAAAUUACAUGCUAAUGGGAUAGAGGUUUUUCUUGAAGUUGUUUUCACUCACACUGCAGAGGAUGCACCUUUGAUGCAUGUUGAUAACUCUUCGUAUUGCAUAAAAGGUGAUCAGGAUCUGAAUAUUCAAAAUGCAGUGAAUUGCAAUUACCCCAUUGUCCAACAAAUGAUUUUGGACUGUCUCCGUCACUGGGUAAUUGAGUUUCAUAUUGAUGGUUUUGUUUUUGUCAACGCUUCGUCCUUGUUGAGAGGGUUUCAUGGAGAGAUUCUAUCUCAUCCUCCGUUAGUCGAAGCUAUUGCCUUUGAUCCUAUACUUUCAAAGGUUAAGAUGAUUGCAGAUAAUUGGAACCCACUAGCCAAUGAUUCGAAGAAAAACUUAUUCCCUCACUGGAGGAGAUGGGCAGAGAUAAAUAUGAGAUUUUGUGAUGACAUUCGAGACUUCUUGAGAGGCGAGGGUCUUCUAAGCAAUCUAGCAACUCGACUUUGUGGAAGUGGGGAUAUCUUCGCAGGUGGACGAGGCCCUGCAUUCUCUUUUAAUUAUAUUGCCAGAAAUUCUGGACUUACACUUGUUGACAUGGUUAGCUUCAGUAGUAGUGAAGUGGCUUCAGAGUUAAGUUGGAACUGUGGGCAAGAAGGCGCUACGGCUAAUAACAUUGUCCUAGAAAGACGACUUAAACAAGUUCGUAACUUUCUGUUCAUAUUGUUCAUUUCUCUAGGUGUACCAGUACUUAACAUGGGAGAUGAGUGUGGUCAGUCUUCAGGAGGUUCCCCUGCAUAUGAUGCUCGAAAAUCUUUGGAUUGGAAUACUUUAAGAACUGGUUUUGGGAUUCAGAUUACCCAUUUUAUUUCAUUCUUGAGUAAUUUAAGAAUGAGAAGAAGUGAUCUUCUUCAAAAGAGAACCUUCUUGAAGGAAGAAAACAUUCAGUGGCAUGGGAGUGAUCAAUCUCUUCCGAAAUGGGAUGACCCGUCUAGCAAAUUCUUGGCUAUGACUUUGAAGGCCGAUGCUGAAGUAAGCCAGACAUCAGUCUCUGAUAUCGGAGGUGACCUGUUUGUUGCAUUCAAUGGUGCUGGUGAUUCAGAGAGUGUUAUCCUUCCACCACCUCCAACAGAUAUGGUAUGGCAUCGUCUCGUUGACACAGCCCUCCCUUUCCCCGGUUUUUUUGAUGAGAAGGGGACUCCAGUUGAAGAUGCAUUAGUUGCAUAUGAGAUGAAGUCUCACAGCUGUUUGCUGCUUGAAGCUCAGAAACUAGCUGAAAUAGAUUUUAGCAAGGGAAAAAAGCAUAUUAGACUUUCUUCUUAAGAGGCAAUAGUUUGUAAAGCCCUCAAGUAUACAGUAUAUAUAUUUAAAUAAGAAGCUCUUUUUGUUUUUUCUGAACAAAUAAGAGGGUUUUACUGUGAAAACUUGUAUCGAAACAUUUUCUGUUGCAGCUUGAAAUAUCUCAAUAGUUCUUAUGUAAAAGAUGUAAAGAUUAAUGC
Solanum dulcamara is the source of this 2971-nucleotide messenger RNA. Its product is annotated as isoamylase 2, chloroplastic. Gene Ontology annotation, biological process: starch biosynthetic process. The record is from RefSeq and is a predicted model, not a curated record. Lineage: Eukaryota; Viridiplantae; Streptophyta; Magnoliopsida; Solanales; Solanaceae. Gene Ontology annotation, molecular function: isoamylase activity. Bases 168 to 2795 code for a protein of 875 amino acids. The transcript is spliced from 2 exons.